GGCUUUAGUCGCGUCGUAGCUAUCGAAGGAUUUUGUUCGUUUUCUCGACUCCGUCUGCGGGAGAGGUAGCUCGUGCGCUGUUCCGCUGUGUCUGCCGUUGUGUUUGCACACAGGCCUCACCACGACGCCGCCAUCACCGACCGCGACCGCGCUCCGUGUCCGAUUUAGCAAACGGUCCUCCGCGCACAGCAUCCCGGAUCCCAACAGGGAAGAAUUUUAAAAAAAAACCCAUCCCAUCGUAACAUCAUCGCUAUCAGCUUCCGGUGUGCGUUGCGCGACCUCUCGCUAUUGGUUCGUUUCGUUUCCGAGUGUCGACGUUCUUCGUUCGUUCCCUUUUUCGCUGCCACACACCACCACUGCCUGUGUCGGGGAAAUUAGUGUCCUUUGGUGUAGUUUUCAAAGCGGAAAGGAAUUCAAAGCCUUUUUUAUUCCUGCCUUCUGUUCCGCCACGAGCGCGAAAUCAAACGCUACUAGGUGCUAGGUGCUCCGAUACUAUCGCUGCCAUAGCAACCACCACAUCGGGGCAGCGCGGAAGAACAGCUAAGUGUGUAAGGCACAGAGUAGCCGUUUGCUCCAACUUGCCAACCAGUAGUGGACUGAUCCUGCGAGCGCACGUGUCGUAUCGGCCGCCAGUACGUGCCCCACGAUCGUUGCAUUCGGUGUGUGUGUAUUUUCGGUGCAUGUGUCUCCCGUAUAUGUGCAUAUCAGAGAAAAAAUAUGUGUUUUCGCAAAAACGCCGUGAAACGAAAGGGCUCACGACAGCCUUAGAAGAGCUCGGAGGGGCUUGAAGAAGAGGAAGAAAAUUAAAAAGGGCGCCAACAACCCUCCAUCGCUGCUGGCAGGAAAAAAGAAAAUGAUAACCACUAACAAUAGUUCGCCAUCUUUGUUCGCCUACUGCUUGCGGGAAGAAGUGUCGCAUCGUGUGUGAGCGAUUAUCCAAAAAAAACCUCGCGGGGAAAGCUUUUCCCCCGAUCCUGAGAACAAAGCCGACGUACAACAUCUUCUCGCGUGCGUGCGUGUGUUCGAAAGGGAAAAUGAUCCUACCGAAUUGGUGCUACCGUUGCUAGCCAAGUGUGCAUUUGGUGUUUCGCGGUGAAAAUAUAGUACAAAAAUUGUUUGAAGAAGAGUUCUCGAGCGUGUCGAGUUGAAGGAAAAAGAAUUAGGAAAAAAACAUACCCAAAAUUUUUAGCUGUACAAAGAGUGAUAAAAAUCGUGCAAAAGAAAAGAAAAAGCCGUGAAAGUAAAUGCAAAACGACCCUCGUACGGAUACACGUCCCAAUACGUCGAAGCAACCAUCGUUCCUGCCGGACAGCGGGAAAGAAAAGAAUCCAGUGAAAAUCAACGGAGCCUCGCUCCAUCGAAGCCAUCUGCAGUAUUUUUAACCCAUAGGCUACUUGGAUAAUCCUUGUAAAAUCGGCCCAGGGAUACACGCCUAGCCGUUGUCCCUGAAAAUCGAAAGAGAGAGAGAGAGAGAAAGGAAAUACAAAAACGACAGCGAGGCAACAGCAAAAGACAUCUAAAUGGAAUUAGCACGAAAAAGAUACAAAUCUAGCCGGGGUCCGGUGCUAAGGUCCAGCGAACGUCGCCGUCCACAGAGUAUAUCGUCAUCCACCUCCGCACUAGUGCCGCGCGUGGUCCUGAACCGCAUCGAUCCGAGAGACUGCGAGCAGCGUAUCCGCGUGUCGUACAAGGUCGCCAUCCGCAGCACCAGAAGCAGCCGCACCAACACCAGCAGCAGUCACAGUGGCAUGAGCAUGGGCCAAAAAAUCAGUGGCAGCGUAAAAUCGGUCAGCCGCGACCAGCCGUCCCCGUUCAUUCCGAAGAUCCCCCGCGAACUGGCAGCCCACUUCCAGCGGCCGGCCCGGCUCGACGUGCUGCUCGACAUGCCCCCGGCGCCGCGGGAAACGCAGCUGAAGUACUCGUGGAACUCGGAGGACCGCUCGCUGAACGUGUUCGUGAAGGAGGACGACAAAAUGACCUUCCACCGGCAUCCGGUGGCACAGAGCACAGACUGCAUACGGGGCAAGGUGGGCUUCACCAAGGGGCUGCACGUGUGGGAGGUGUUCUGGUCGACCCGGCAGCGCGGCACGCACGCGGUCAUCGGCGUGGCGACGGCCGAGGCGCCCCUGCACUCGGUCGGCUACCAGAGCCUCGUGGGGCUGAACGAGCACAGCUGGGGCUGGGACCUCGGUCGGAACAAGCUGUACCACAACUCCAAGUCCUGCCCGGGCGUCACCUACCCUGCGAUACUGAAGCCGGAGGAGACGUUCCUGGUGCCGGACAAGUUCCUCGUCGCGCUCGACAUGGACGAGGGUACGCUCAGCUUUAUCGUCGACGGCCAGUAUUUGGGGGUGGCGUUCAAGGGACUGAAGGGCCGCAAGCUCUACCCGAUCGUGUCCGCCGUGUGGGGUCACUGCGAGAUUACGAUGAAAUAUAUCGGUGGUUUAGAUCCCGAACCACUGCCACUGAUGGAUCUCUGUAGGCGCGUCAUUCGCCAGAGAAUCGGGCGAACGUAUCUCGAGGAACGCAUACCAAACCUAGCCCUGCCGCAAUCGAUGAAAACCUACCUGUUGUACCGGGAUCGAAGAUAAUAAAGCGACCACCAGGCAGUGGGAGGAGGAGGAGAAGGAGGUGGGGGAGAAGAUAGAGGACAAGGAGCAGCAACAGCGGCGGCAGGAGGCACCGAACUCAUUCGGUAGCGGACCACCACCACCACCACCACCAUUCACCACCAAGUGAAAGAACAACACCACCUCCACCACCAGCAACACACCACGACCACCAUAACCUCCACGCUAAGGACGAGCUAGGGAUAACGGCGAACACGAAUCGAACAAAAUAUUUAGGAAGAAAAGCAUAAGCGGGGGCACAAAUAUUGAGUACUAGGGCCGGUACAAUCCUCAGUCAAUCUCCAUAAACCCCUCCCCCGGCGGUGCCAUUAGCCAUGUUCCACACAAGUAGAAUUCGCUGGCGAUUGCUGGGGGGAUGGGGUACUAUCUUCUCUCCACUCUCUCGCUCGCAACGAAGAGAAGCAAGCGAAGAGUGUCGGUCUUCCCCGCGUAUCCGGCGUGUGACUCUUGGAGCCCGCUCUUUUUUUUCCUUUCUCCGGAAACGGAAGAUCAUCUUGCUCGUCCGUAAAUUUUCGAACAGGACAUGAUCGGGACACGGAGGACGAUCAUGUUACACCACGUCACCCCUCGUCACUUGUAUGUGUCUGUGUGUGUGUGACUGGUGAGAGAGUCCAUGCGGGGGGUGAAGCUUCUAAGGUCGAAGCGAACCAAGCAGAAGGAACCUUAGAACAAUCCUUUCGAUACACAACGUUUGUGUGUGUGUGUGUGUGUGUGUCUGAACGAGUGUGUGAGUGUGUGAGUGUGUGGGGACACGACAAGCAGAUGCGCGCGCAAUAAUAUACAGCAUUCACGGCAGCACGGCUAUUAAGUAUUCUUUAAUAAUUGUGGUACUGCCCGGCGAUGAUUACGAUGACUACUACUAUUACGAUAAGUUUUAUUGCUAUUUUUAUGGACAUUUUUUUUUUAGAAGAAGAGAAGAGAAAACUUACGAUUACUUCUAUGUACGAAAAUAUAAAAUAAAAUUAAACAUCUGUACACACACCCCUAACACAUGGAGAAAAAAAUUCUAGAGUCUAGACCACGGGAUCUACUGUCGGUUGAAUCACCUUUUUUUUUUGUUUGUUGGUUUGUUUUGUUUCUGUGGUCCAUAGUUUCUUUUUUUUUAUUAUUAUGUAUCCUUAUUCUAUUUUGUGAUAAAAAAAAGCGCAACAAGAAGAACCGCACCGAGCCUCCGGCGGUUGUAUGUGUGUGUUUGUGUCUUUGGGUGUAUGUGUACGUGUGUGUGUGCGUGGGUGAGUGGAAUAGUGCCGAUCAGCUGUCUUCUCGUACUUUGUCGCGAGAACUCGAACUCUAAAGAAGAAGGAAGGGAUGGUAUCGAUCAGGGUGGUUGGGGUAGCAAGAGGAUGAGAAGGUGAGGUGAGGUGAGGAGGUGCGUUAGGAUCAGAAUAUUCCGCUGCAUCGCCAUGGGACACGGGGAAGGUAUGCGUAAAAGCAAUAAUUAGAGAUAGGAAACGAAUGGAAGGAGCUCUUGGAAUGGCACGCGAAAAGUAAUUUUCCAUUUUCCACCCACCACCAUCAUCACCACCACCCCCACUGCUUCCAAUACGUUCUCCCGGACGGUACUCAUAGUGUCCAUAGAUCGGUGUUUUUUCGGUGGCUGAAGGAGAAACGAAGCAAACAGAGCAAGAUAUUAAUCGAUUUAUUUUUCGUGGAGACAGAGAGACACAUAGACUCUCUUCAGCUUAGCGAUAAGGUAGAGUGAUUGACCGGGACACACAAAUCCUUGGCGAAGGACGGAAGGACGCGUAAGAUUGUGACAAGAGGAAAAAAAGGGAGAUGCAGAGAGAAGAAUAGCGCAGCAAAUGCAAACGGUGGCCACCGAUGAUGUAUAGGGAGGGAACUAAA
Molecule: messenger RNA, 4475 nt
Organism: Anopheles coustani
Lineage: Eukaryota; Metazoa; Arthropoda; Insecta; Diptera; Culicidae
Gene: gus
Product: protein gustavus
Exons: 3
Coding region: 1521-2591 (356 amino acids)
Biological process (GO): proteasome-mediated ubiquitin-dependent protein catabolic process
Cellular component (GO): SCF ubiquitin ligase complex
Molecular function (GO): protein binding
Source: RefSeq, a predicted model, not a curated record